Desarmillaria tabescens is the source of this 1047-nucleotide messenger RNA. Its product is annotated as temperature dependent protein affecting M2 dsRNA replication-domain-containing protein. NCBI's taxonomy places the organism in Eukaryota, Fungi, Basidiomycota, Agaricomycetes, Agaricales, Physalacriaceae. The annotation marks the transcript as partial. The transcript is spliced from 6 exons. The record is from RefSeq and is a predicted model, not a curated record.
GGUUACUUCUGGUUCGAACAGCCUGGACCUAACCAUACCCAAAAAGCCGUGCAGCACAAUUCUCCACAGACGAUCCAACUGGCGGACCGCGUCUCCGGUUGGAACGUCCCAUAUGCCAUCGUGGAAGAAGAACUGAGACGACAGAAUUCCUCCACGAUCGAUUUUGCCCUGUGUCUGGGUGCGACGGCUUCGGAACGUCUCGCCCUGCGUACCAAAGCCAAGACGAACCCUUCUGCUGGUCCCCUUGAGAAAAAGGAUGAAGUUGUCGCCAACGUAAUCUGGCGAUUCCUGGAGUUGCGAGGGUUCUUAAUGAACACACAUACCCAUUCCCCAUUGGCCCGUGCAAUGUACACCGCCAUCAAACAAGCCAAGGUAAAUGACAAAUUUCAAGACCCGCUCUACUUGUUUUUGGAGCUAGUACGCGCGGGUGUAAUGCACGGUCACCUAUGGUCCAGCCGAGCAUUCAGCGGCGGACCAAGUUUCGGCACAGAUGACGAGAAGACGUGUAUGUUGCUGGUGAUGCGGGUCCUGAGCAUUGUUCCCUUGAACUUUAAGUCCCAGCCCUGGUCUGCCCCUCUAUCACGAGAGCUGCUUGUAUUCAAUUCGUUUGUACGGUCUCUCACACGAGCCCUACGGACCCUCCUUGAGGUGGCAUCGCUGAAUAUGCUUCUCCGUGCGGAUGCUCGACGCGCCCGGGAUGAUCUGUUGGAUAUAACGCUAUCUCUGCCGUUCCAGACGGAGGUGAACACCGGAUUUGGAGUUCUUGCCAAGGUAUAUCUCGACGCACUCACACACAUUAACAAUGGCACCAGGGUUCGUGACCCCCAGGCUGAGGGCGUCAAGGAGGCAAAGAUGCUAGCACUUGAAAUCUGCGAGGAAACGUUCCCUGGCGUCAAAUCUCCCAAGUCGGAAGUUGAGCGCGGAUUCCGGUUCUGGGAUGUGGCGCUGACAGCGAUGCGACAAUUGCAUUCAGAAGGCGCAGUUCUACGGGAGCUGAUUGACCAAUUUGAGGCAGCCGAGGCAUGGCUAGCACCGAUGCGACCAUGA